This is a messenger RNA of Danio aesculapii, 5174 nucleotides long. RefSeq names its product interferon-induced very large GTPase 1-like. The transcript is spliced from 2 exons. Gene Ontology annotation, molecular function: GTP binding. The record is from RefSeq and is a predicted model, not a curated record. The coding region runs from base 114 to 4826 and encodes 1570 amino acids. NCBI's taxonomy places the organism in Eukaryota, Metazoa, Chordata, Actinopteri, Cypriniformes, Danionidae.
CUGAACUGAUCAAAGACACAGAGAAGACUUUCAUACUCAGGGAACUCAUACAAGGACAUGGAAUCUACAGAUGAUUGAUCUAGAUUCACACCAACAAAAAGAAAAUCGAAAAAAUGAAUGAUCUAUUUCAUAAACUCCAUAUUGAACUUAAGCACCUCAAUAACCUGAGAGCUGCAGAUGUUCUUCAGAUAAAGAAACAUCCAAUACAAUCUAAUGAGUCUUAUUCUGAAGAGGAGCUGAUUCAGUCUUUCCUACAAAAAGUACUGACGAUGAACUACAGAGCAAGAUACAUAAAAACAAAGGAAAACGAUGAACAAGCUCAAACAGAAGACAACUGUGAAUCGCCUGAGGAUGAGAGUGAUUUUUUUGAUGAUGAUGUUCUUAAAGACAUAUCUAUUUCAGACAAUAGUACAAGCGAAUCUAAGCAAAUUCACCCGAUGGAUAUUCAGAUGGCUGUGUUUCAUUGUGCUGAUGGUUUCCUGAAGCAGCUGAUGGUCACUAAACUGUCCCAGUGUCAGUUCGCUCUGCCUCUGCUUGUUCCUGAUCUGGUCACACAACAGAUUGAGUUUCCUCUCUGGACAUUCAGACAAAUCAACAAGAGCUGGAAGAUGAGAAACACAAACAAUGAAACCAUCAGUCAAACCCAGCCGAUCUACAAGGCACAAACUCCAAUGGUGUUUUUCUUCAGGUUUGGCUCUGUGUCUUCAUCCAAGUCUCAGCUGAUGAACAGUCUGAUCAAUGACAAACACAACACGUUCUUCCACAGGAACUGCCCAGGCAGCAGCAGAUCUAGAGUCCUGAUGGAUGGAGUGGUGGAGAUUGCCUGGUUCUGCCCUUCUGGGAAAAACACAGAUAAAUUCACUGACUGUGUGGCCUUCUGUAAUCUACAUGGAGAUGCAGGAGACCAUGAGAAACAGUGGAAAAUCCUCACUGAGAUGGCCUCAGUCAAUGUGGUUCUUCUGCCAGGACUGAACAAGAAUGACAGAAUUGCAGUAAGAAUACAAAACAUGUUCAGUGAAGAAAAGCCACUGAUUUGUCUUUUUACUGAACAUAAAUUUGCAAGUAAAAAAAGCAAAGGAAAAUGUAAAAUUGGUCUUAAAGACAGAAAUCAGUCAGAAGUAUCUGAAGAACUCAGAGGAGCUAUAAAUGAUUGUCUCUCAGAAUCAUCUUCCACUUUCAGACUUGAAGAUGUGUCCAAACAUUCAGACAUCAGAGUAGAUGAGGAAGAUGAUGAAGACUGCAGAAGAGGAAGAGCAGCAGCACAGCAGAUGAUCAGUUUACUGGAGAAGAAAAAACUGACAGAAAUCAAAGAAUCAUUUCUGCCUCUUCAGGGGAAACUGUGGCAUCAGUGGAGUCAGAAGAACAAAGAAAUGCAUCGACCUCGAGGAGAAGACAUAGAGAUGGAAAUAAGUAAAAAAAAAGCAGAAAUGCUGAAAGUCCGUGAACAGCAGCAUGAAUUCAAAAUAAGUGAAUCUAUGAAGUUUUUUAUUGCAGAAAUGAACUCAGCUAAUGAACAACAGAAAGUUUUUUUUCUUAAAUGGCUUGGAAUCUACCUGGAUGAACAUACAGCAGAAGGUCUUUAUGCUCUACAUUGCAAUUAUAAUAAAAAAUGGUCAACGGUCUUAAAAUUGAAAGAGAACAAUAAUAACUCUGAACAACUCAAAGCUGAAGAAACUGAACUUCAGACAAUUUCUGCAGAUCUUCAAGCUGCCGCCUUUGGUCUGGAGCACAUCACAAGAGAGAUUGGCCAGAUCUAUGAAUCAUGUUCAUCUGUGAAGGAGAACAAGAAAGACCUGCCGGUUCACUUCUCUUCUCUCCCGAGUCUCGCAGCAGAUAUGAUGAUCUCUGGGUUUCCACUGGAGCUGAUGGAUGGAGAUGCUGCUCAUGUUCCUCUGGUCUGGAUCUCUGCUGUUCUUGAUCAACUCAUCCAGAAACUGGGAGACCAGACCAGAGUCUUUGUGCUGUCAGUUUUAGGGAUUCAGAGCUCUGGGAAAUCCACCAUGCUGAACGCCAUGUUUGGACUCCAGUUUGCCGUCAGUGCUGGCAGGUGCACCAGAGGAGCUUUCAUGCAGCUGGUCAAAGUGUCUGAGGAGAUGAAAACACAGAUGAACUUUGACUAUAUUCUGGUUGUUGAUACUGAGGGUCUUCAUGCUCCAGAACUGGCUGGAAGAUCAACAAGACAUCAUGACAAUGAAUUGGCCACAUUUGUUGUUGGUCUUGCAAAUCUGACACUGAUCAACAUCUUUGGAGAAAACUCAUCUGAGAUGCAGGACAUUCUUCAAAUUGUGGUUCAGGCCUUCUUGAGAAUGAAGAAGGUCAGACUAAAUCCUAGUUGUGUGUUUGUGCAUCAGAACGUAUCAGACAUCACAGCUGUAGAAAAAAACAUGGAGGGAAGGAUACGACUGCAAGAAAAACUGGAUGAGAUGACAAAACAUGGUGCAAAAGAGGAAGUCUGUGAUGCAGAAUGUUUCAGUGACGUCAUUAGAUUUGAUGUUGAGAAUGAUGUGAAGUAUUUUGCUCAGCUCUGGGAGGGCAGUCCGCCAAUGGCUCCCCCAAACCCAGAUUACUGUGAUAAUAUUCAAGAACUAAAGGAAACUAUUAUAACUUGUGCCUCAAAAUCAGAUGGAAUGUUGCUCACUAACCUAACAGUUCGUAUUAAAGAUCUCUGGGAGGCUUUAUUGAAUGAAGGAUUUGUCUUCAGCUUCAGAAAUUCUCUGGAGAUUUCAGCCUACAGGAAACUGGAAACUGAAUACAGCAAGUGGUCCUGGAGUCUCAGAAGUGCCAUGCUGGAAAUUGAGAACAAACUACUCAACAAAUUAGAAAAUGAAGCAAUUCAUGAGGUUGAGGAAACUGGUCUACACCGAGAACUGAAGAAGACAAGAGAAGAGGUAGAAAAAUCCAUGUCUGAGUUCUUUGACAAAGUCAGUGAUGCAAAUAUACUGAUUCAGUGGAAAGCAUCAUUUGAAAUCAAAAUCAAAGAGCUUCAGGAGAACAUUGUGAAAGAAACAAAGAGGAAGGUAAAUUGCAUUCUUCAGCAAAGAGACAUGAGGAAAAAGAUUGAUGCUCAGAGGACACAUCAUGAAAACACUCUCUAUGAAAAGAGCAAAGAACUGGCUUUAAAACUUAAAGAAAAAGCAAAUGAUGAUAAGACACUGAGCAGUGAGUUUGAUUUGUUUUGGGAACAAAGUUUGAACAGGAUCAUCACAGCCACUCCUCCACUCAAAGACAUAGACAUAAUGAAAGAUGUAAGAAAGAUCCUCAAUGACAUUUAUGAAAGUAUUCCUGUAGACCACUGGAACAAGAACAUAGACAUUUUUGCCAUUUCACAUUAUUCAGAAUAUGUUGUUUCCAGAAAAUCCACAAAAAAUAGGGUUAAAAAGGCUUACCAAACAUUUAAAGAGAAAAUUGGAUAUUCUCCAAUUCUGUCACCUGUUGAUGAAGCCCAGAUUCUGUCAUUAAUGAAUAAUGUUGUUCUGGAAACAGAGAAAAUGAUUGACUUAUUUAACAUUUCAAAAAUGGGAUACAACAUCAGCUACAUUCAACAACUCAUAGGUUACAUUAAGACAAGAAUAACAAAAUAUCAGGAAGCAUCAUUGAAAUAUGAGUUUAAAAAUGAAUUCUUUGUUGACUUGGUUUAUUCCAUCUGUAAAAGAGCACACGAUAAAAUCAUUGACCAACAUAGAAUGUUUAAAGAAGCCAAUGAUCCUGAAAUAUAUGUCAAGAGGAAGAGAGAAGAGUACUACAGUAUUUUCCAGAAAUACUGUCAUGGAGCAACAUCAGCUGCUAUUUUUGCUGAGAUCAUCUGUCAGAAACUGAAGAAGCCCCUUGAGCAGAGCAUCUACAAGAAAAUUGCCAGAGAUUUAGCAGAUGAAAUGAGAUCAAACUGUGAAUCACUGAAUGGAAACAGAUCAAAUCUGGAGAAACACAUCCUGAAGACACUGGCAGAAGAGGAGGACUUUAAAAAAUACAGGACCUACAUUCAUAAACCCAAAGAUCACUUCAAGAGUUUCAUCAGAGAUGAAGUCAGUCGCUACAUCAGAGAUAAGUUCAGCAUCAGUGUUUUACCCAAGAUGAAGGAGAACAUUAAACUCCUGCAGCAGAAGAUCAUGAACGCAGCACAUCAAUCUACUGAACAUGUUCAAGUCAACAGUGGAGAUGUUGGUUUGUGGUUGAAGAGUUUCACACAGCAGCUCUCAGAUCAGCUGAUCUUCUCUGAAAAAGACCUCAGUGGAGUCAAACAUGAUGAUGUUGAUGAUUUCAGACUCCUAGAAGAUGUGAUCAGACAAGAGCUUCCUGCUGUAAUGUCAGACAUCAGCAGGAGAUUCAACACAGACACAUUUCCAGUAAAGCUGGACUAUAAGUUCAGGCCAGAUGAGCUUCUGAUUGAUCACUUCUGUCAGUGCUGUUGGGUUCAGUGUCCAUUCUGUAAAGCCAUUUGCGCAAACACCUUGGAGGACCAUCCGGGAGAUCACAGUGUUGCUUUCCAUCGUAAUACUGGACUGAAUGGAUGGCAUUACAGUAAAACAACAAACUUGUCAAUUAGCAUCUGCACAUCAGCGGUGGCAAGUGAUCGAUAUUUUCGUCCCAAUCACUCAGAUGAUAGGUUCCCCUGGAGAGAUUACAGAACAGCAGGAGGAGUUUAUGCAGACUGGAGCAUCACUCCUGAUCUCUCUGAACUGCCCUACUGGAAGUGGUUUGUGUGCAGAUUCCAGAAAGAUCUGGAAAAAUACUAUGAUAAAACGUUUGAGGGGUGGGGUCAGAUACCAGUUGAGUGGAGAACAUACUCAAAACAAGAUGCUGUUGAAAGCUUAGACCAAUAUAUCUGACAAGUGAAAUAGGUUUCUCUAAAUGGGACUUACUGUAUUGUCACUUUUCACAAUUAAUAGUCUCUGGUCUGCUCAGAAUAUGUAUUUUAAGAUUCAGCUCAAAAUGCCACAUAGAUUAUUUUACUGGAUGUCCACUUUGGCUUUGAACAAAAAUGUGGUGUUAUCUUGUGCUUUUGUAUUUCAAAUUUAAGGGAUGAGGGAGGGAUUCUACAACUGUUGAAGCAAAUGAAGUAAUGUGUUAUCUAUAUUGAAAAUGUCCACAACUUAAGCUCAUUUCACUCUGCAAUUGACAAACAGACUGUUCAUUAUGCGAUGUGAUGUGUUCAAUUAAAAUAUAAUUGUAUUUGU